GGGGAUUUCCUAUGGUGGGGGAGGGGCCAAGACUAGGUAUGACACAGAGGCAAGAAGGAGAGAAAAGGCUACCGAGGCAGGCGAGGUGGGCAAACUCCCGACCGCAGCAGGACUGAUUAACAUAGCUGCCGGUAGCCGUCCAGGACUGAGACACUGCAUCUUUGACAUCGAAAAUUCUCCGGCUUGGUUAUGCCGAAGAAAAGACAUCACGUCCAGUACUCCAAGCCCCAGUCCACAGCACCAGCUUCACUCAGUAGCAGCAGAGGCAGUAGCAGCCAUGAUGGUCAUUCAGGACGCGGCGUCAACGAACUCCUCGCAGAUUUGCGACGAGUGAGUCUUCGGUCGCACCAGCCAACAGAUUCCCAGUCUGUUGCAGGUGCCCCGACCGUUCCCCCCGCGAUCCGGCGCAUUCUCCAGCUGCCUGAGCACCCUCCACCCGCCCCUCGUCGGCCGAUCAGGGUUGGUCCCAACGGCCGCCGCCUCCCCCCCGGCCCUGCCCCUCCUCGGAGCUGGCUGUCCGCCCCAGCCCAUGCUCCUCCUCAACACGUCUCGGGGGCUGGCGUCGUCGAGAACUUUCAGCGUCAUGGUCUGCCCGGCGCAUAUCUGCCGGCCCGCAGUAGCCUGACCGACCUUGCUCUGCGCAAGCUCACGAUCGACUGGGAGUUUCAGCGUUCCUACAACCGCUACUACCUCUACGGGCUGCCGUGCCAGCUAAAGGUCGCUUUAAUCACAUAUCUGGGCAUGUGCUACAGCGGCGGGGUAUCGCUGGCCGACCUGCGAGCCAUUCUCCUACCCUCUCCCGAGGUCUUCGAAGACGGCGAGGCUGAUGGCGGUGACCCUCUCCCCAGCCCCAGCUCUGCGAACGAGUACAUCUUCCAUCUCGACCUGACCGGUUCGCCGGGCCGGUCGAUCAAGCUGCGCGAGCUAUCCGACCUGCUCUUCCCCUCCGCGCCGCCAGCAGCGGGGCAGGCAAUCGACCUCCAGGAAUCCUGGGACGCCGCCCCCUUCGACCCCGGCGGCGUCCAGCGGCCCCUGCUCCCCAACCUCACCCACCUAUCCCUCGCGGUGGCGCCGCAGACCUCGCCGUCGGCCGUCUCGUGGCGGCAGCUCCUGUCGCUCGCAUCCCACCUCCCGACCCUCACGCACCUGAGCCUGGCCUACUGGCCGGAGCCGUCGCUGACGCCCAACGCCAGGCUCGCCGGCUCGGUGGUGGUGGAUCCGGGGGGCCGGUCCGGGUCCGGCCGCAUCCCGUACGGCGGCACGGGCCCGUACAGCCACUCGCUCGACGGGGACUGGUCCGAGGCGGUGGUGCUGCUGCGGAGGCUGGCGAAGAACCUCUACGGCCUCGAGUGCCUCGACCUGACGGGCUGCGCGCCGUGGUUCCCAGCCCUGAUGGCGGCCGAGCCGGGCUGCGACGCCGUCGACUGGGUCGGCGACUGGGGGAAGGUCGGGAGGCUGCUGCUGCAUCCUGGGUUUCGGCUGGGAGAAGGGGCGGGGCGGGCGGAGAGGGAGAGGUUCGUUGAGGCGGUCGAGGUGGCUGGGAGGGUGGAGAGGCAUAUCCGGGCGAGGAGGGCUGGGAGGGGGAGGUGGAUUGCUGUCGAGACGGAUGCGCUGCCCGGGGAUGCUUAGCUGGGGUCCGACGGGCUUCUCAUGAGUUGGAUAGGCAGUAAUGAUACAUCUAUUUGCGCUCUCGCUUGCCGUGAACAAGAAGUGCGCUAUCCUUUCCCAAAUGCGUGUCUUAUAACGGCGAAGGAAAGAAGGUCGCACAUAUGCCCAAUUAUUCCCGAGGUCAUGGGCAAUGGAUAUGCUACUACUCUGCGAGGUUCUUCUCCUCCCGGGUGUGCCAAA
Phialemonium atrogriseum is the source of this 1848-nucleotide messenger RNA. RefSeq lists its product as uncharacterized. Lineage: Eukaryota; Fungi; Ascomycota; Sordariomycetes; Cephalothecales; Cephalothecaceae. The record is from RefSeq and is a predicted model, not a curated record. The transcript is spliced from 3 exons. Bases 190 to 1629 code for a protein of 479 amino acids.